AUGCAAAAGGUUAAGAAAAAAGCUAAAAAGCUUGCGGAAGAUACAUCGAAAGUUAAUAAAGAAAUUAGAUACGGCAAGGAUAAAUUUAAUUUUACAAAUGGAGAUUCUUACGAGGGCGAAUACAUUGUUAUAAAUAAUGAAGAAAUUUAUCGACAUGGAUAUGGUGUUUAUAAAACCAGUGAUCUAGAUGAAUAUCGAGCAUUAUGGGAUUACGAUUGUAUAGCUUCAGAUGCUCAUAUUAUAUAUAGCAAUUCAGCGGAAUAUAAAGGUGAAUUUAAUAAUGAAGGAGCGAUGAAUGGUAAAGGUGUAUAUAUUUUUCCGGAUGGUUCCAGUUUAAAUGCCACAUGGAAGGAUAACCUACCCAUAGCAGAUUUUAUAUAUAAAGAUCCUUUAGGAUAUAACUGGCAGGGAAAUGAAUCAUUGGACAAAGAGAUGGUUGUUUUUACGCCUGAAAACUAUGUCUGUAGAGAGGAUUAUAAUUAAAAUUUAUACUUCGCUUUGAUACGUGAUUGGAUCAAUAAUCAAUAUU
Messenger RNA from Ceratosolen solmsi marchali, 529 nucleotides. RefSeq names its product phosphatidylinositol 4-phosphate 5-kinase 1. The record is from RefSeq and is a predicted model, not a curated record. The transcript has 4 exons. NCBI's taxonomy places the organism in Eukaryota, Metazoa, Arthropoda, Insecta, Hymenoptera, Agaonidae. Bases 1 to 483 code for a protein of 160 amino acids.